GGGACUUCGACGGUCUUGUGCGGAAGCAGGAGGUCUCUAGACUAGCCAAAAACAAAUACGCCUUGUAAAGCUAUCUUUUUUUCCAGCAUUUUGCGAUAGAGUUACCUAAUUUAUAGACUAACUCUACACGACACAACAUUUUCUUGUAAAUUCGUGUGGAAAUAUCUCAAAAGAAGAUGGGUGCCUGUCUUACAGUCGGACCAAAUGAAGCUCUUGUUGUUUCUGGUGGAUGUUGUGGUUCAGAUAACAAAGCCUACAUGGUAGGGGGCUGGGCCUGGGCAUGGUGCCUGGUCUCUAACACUCAAAGGAUAACUCUGGAGAUUAUGACUCUCCAACCAAAGUGUGAGGAUGUUGAAACUGCUGAGGGGGUUGCCAUCACUGUGACUGGAGUGGCACAGGUCAAAGUCAUGACUGACCAUGACUUGCUUGCAGUUGCCUGUGAGCAGUUUUUGGGUAAAUCCGUCUCAGAAAUUAAGGCAGUGGUUUUGCAAACAUUGGAGGGACAUUUGCGAUCAAUUCUUGGCACACUGACAGUGGAACAGAUCUACCAGGACAGGGACCAGUUUGCCCAACUGGUACGGGAGGUGGCAGCGCCUGAUGUGGGCAGGAUGGGCAUAGAGAUCCUCAGCUUCACCAUCAAGGAUGUGUAUGAUAAACUGGACUACCUUAGCUCUCUGGGAAAGACACAGACGGCCUCUGUCCAAAGGGAUGCAGACAUCGGUGUGGCUGAGGCAGAAAGAGAUGCUGGGAUACGGGAAGCUGAGUGCAAGAAGGAAAUGAUGGAUAUCAAGUUCCAGGCAGACACUAAAAUGGCAGACUCAAAACGAGAACUGGAACUGCAAAAGGCUUCUUUCAAUCAAGAAGUCAACACCAAGAAAGCAGAGGCCCAGCUGGCCUACGAACUACAGGCAGCCAAGGAGCAGCAGAAGAUCCGUUUGGAAGAGAUUGAGAUUGAAGUGGUCCAGAGAAAGAAGCUGAUCAUCAUUGAAGAGAAGGAGAUCCAACGUACGGAGAAGGAGCUUAUCGCCAUGGUGAAGAGGCCCGCCGAGGCUGAAGCCUACAAGAUGCAGCAGCUGGCCGAGGGACAGAAAGUAAAGAGGGUGCUGACAGCCCAGGCAGAGGCAGAGAAGAUCAGGAAGAUAGGUGAGGCUGAGGCUCUUUCCAUAGAGGCAGUGGGGAAGGCAGAGGCUGAGAAGAUGAGGCUGAAGGCUGAGGCCUACCUGCAGUAUGGAGAAGCAGCCAAGAUUGCCCUGGUCCUGGAGGCCCUGCCCAAGAUUGCUGGCAAGGUGGCAGCCCCGUUGUCCAGGACUAAUGAAAUCGUCAUCCUGAGCGGGGAGGGAAACCGUGUGACUGGGGAAGUGAAUCGCCUCCUGGCUGAACUUCCUGUGUCUGUUAACGCCCUGACUGGAGUUGACCUAACAAAGAUUCCUUUACUGCAGAAGAUGACUGGUGCUCAAGCCUGAAAACAAUCCACCUUACUCAAAGAUGUUUUAUGCAUUCUCAUUGACUGCCUUCAGUACACUUGAAAAUUAUUUUUGUUCUUUUAUAUGUUCAUGAACAAGUGGAUAUUUUGAAACCUCUGGUGCCUUAAUUUCUACAGGACCAGAAUAUCUGCAUGUACCUCUAUAUAUAUAUAUCUUUGAGUUCAAUCAUUUUUUUUAUAAAACAUAGAAGCCACUAAAAACCAUGUAAUUACAUGGAUAUCUAUUUGUACCUCUUCAUAAGCAUGGUAAUAUUUUUUGUUUAUGUAUACCUCAUCUCCAGUUUCUAAUAUAGUUGCCCUGUCCUAGCCAUCUGUCUCAUUCUCAUGGUAUCUAUUUUGGGGUUUAUGGCAAUUCUCACUCACUGUACAUAUCUGUUAAUAAUUUGAUUACAUUUAACUCUGUUUUGUCUUAGCGUUAGAAUUAAUCAUCUUAAACAACAUUCUCAAACAUGACACACUUUUGGGAAAAGUUCACAUAUCUCUACUAGAGUGGAUAAUUUGUCUCCAUGUAAUUGAUUUCCAGACUUGAUUAUUAAGAUUUCCAAUAAUAUGAAUUAGAGUUACAAGAGAGAGUUAAUCUCAUAUUUUCUGCUUUCUGGAGUAGCAGUAUGUUGUUCUGGAGAGUUGUUGAAAGGCCUCAGUUCAGUUUAACUCAUGGCCUAGAUUCCCAGAAGAGUAAGGACAACAUUUUUGGGAGAUGAUGUUAGUCAAGAAUGGUUGACGUGCUCUAAAAGCAUCUUUAGUUAAGGAAUUCAUAAAUUGUCCAUCAAACUAUUGACCAACAGUCAUCAAUUUUACUGGUAACGAAGUUGAGAUUGUUGUAGAAAAUGAUGAGCCUGGCAGAAAUCACUAUGUUGAUUCUGUCUUUGUAACAUUGUUUGAUUUGAUAUUAUGUAACACAGUUAUAAUAUUGUCUUUUAUUUUAUUUGUACAAUUUAUAUAGUAAUAUUUUUAAAUAAUUUACGCCAUGUUUGACAUUCCUUUUAGGUCUGUCUGUAAAUUACUGUUUGUUUGUAAAGUACUCUUUUCAAAAUAUACUUUUUACUCUCAUAUCUUACACUUAUAAGAUACUUCUGUUUAGACAAGGCUGUGAGAUAUGUGGUUUAUGUUCUUUUAAAGGAAGUACCACAGUAAAAUAUGUAUGCUGUUACAUUGUUACCUGCAUUGAUUUAAUUUGAAUUCUUUUGAAUAUACAGUUGAAUAUGGUUUUUGAAGGAUUAACCAGGGAGUAGUACAUUGAAAAAAAAGCCAAAAUCAGUAGCAGGUUUAUUAUGUUUUCUCUUUGUAUGCUGUCAUCACCAAUUUGACAUCUUAUUAAAAUGUUAAAUAAUACAAAUUUGCUAAACUACAGAGAACUCUUGACAUCUGGGAUUAAUUUUAUCAAUGGAAAAUCUGUAAAAGACUGUUAAAUCAUGCAUUGGAAUUUAGCUAGUCCUAAACUGAUAAUUCAAUGUCUAAAUAUGAUUUGUUGCUGCUACUUAACC
Osmerus eperlanus (European smelt) is the source of this 2967-nucleotide messenger RNA. RefSeq names its product flotillin 2b (gene flot2b). Gene Ontology annotation, biological process: protein localization to plasma membrane; regulation of myoblast differentiation. Gene Ontology annotation, cellular component: cytoplasmic vesicle; plasma membrane; flotillin complex. The transcript has 11 exons. NCBI's taxonomy places the organism in Eukaryota, Metazoa, Chordata, Actinopteri, Osmeriformes, Osmeridae. Bases 177 to 1463 code for a protein of 428 amino acids. The record is from RefSeq and is a predicted model, not a curated record.